Molecule: messenger RNA, 4272 nt
Organism: Hyposmocoma kahamanoa
Lineage: Eukaryota; Metazoa; Arthropoda; Insecta; Lepidoptera; Cosmopterigidae
Product: tetratricopeptide repeat protein 14 homolog
Exons: 19
Coding region: 162-3683 (1173 amino acids)
Molecular function (GO): protein binding; nucleic acid binding
Source: RefSeq, a predicted model, not a curated record
UUUUAAAAAUCAUUCAUUGAAAAUUAUUACUUUUUUCGGUGUGGUUGUGGUGUAAUUUUUGUUAAUUCACUAGUGCUAGUAGUGGGUCUUGUUUCCCCAUGUAUAUUUUAUUCGGAGGUUCAUUUAUUUAGUUAAAUCUGUGCUGAAGAGUUGCAGAGAACAUGGAGCCGACCCUGGAUGCGUCGUUGGUGGCGCAAUCCAUUAACUAUCAUGGACAGCAAUUACAAAAAACUUGGGAGGCCGAACGCGGCGAGGACGAUUUAGCGAAAGUUGGCGUGGGAGCUUUGGACUAUAAUGCGUUCCAAACAAGGCACAAGGCUCCAUUCGCGGACCGUGGCAGGAGGUUAAGACUACACCAGUUCAUAGCUAAAGAGGCUAAUGUGCUGUUUGACGCAUCCUUGAUGGAGGAAGCUCCGUCGUCGUCUACUUUAGGUACUGACUCCACUACGCCGGAAGACAAUUUGUAUGCCCUGAUGCCACCGUUUGAGACCUUCUUAAGUGUGGAUAAAUCAGCCAGGCUUCGGCAUUUCUUUGACAAUGUGAAGACAGGAGAACUGAUAAUAGGGGCUGUCAUCAAUCGCACGGCAUCUGGGAUGAUGCUGAAAGUACUAUGCACGGCUGGGCCUACAUCUAGAUAUGUUGCAGAUAUCAAUGUGAAGGCAUUUUUACCAGUCACAAAUAUCAUACCAGCAGUGGACAAGAAAAAUGUGUCAAGAAACUACCUGAUGAAUGACACAGUGUGCUGUGAAGUCAUUGAAGUGAUCCCUGACACGGAUAAAAUGGUGUGCGGCAUGAAGGGAGUGACCCGGGGUCCCGAUGACCCUCCUCCUAAGCCACCUCUCGGUCUCCUCAGCACUGAUGACUUUCCCCUCAUAUACAAGAAAACUGUGGAUAUGAAGGGCGAGAGCUAUGAAGCCAUUUUGGAGAAGAGCCCUGGCUUCAAUAAUCCCAACUGCGUCCAAUAUCUAUCUGAAAUCCUUGGAAUCGCCAACAUGCAUUGCACUAAUUUUGCAUCAUUACGAGGAGGAUUCUCGCAGUCUGAAUACGCGGAUGAACUUCGCCAAGCUCAAGCUAGCAAGUGGGCAUUCCGUUCUGUCGCCGAAGGCAUAGAGCACUUCAAGGCUGGUAGACAUUCUGAAGCCUUUCAAUGCCUGAACAAAGCACUAAGCAUCGACCCGAGGAAUGUUGAAGGUCUCGUUGCGAGAGGUGCUCUUUAUGCUAACAGUGGAACAUUCAAAAAGGCUAUAGAAGAUUUUGAAACAUCAUUGAAGCUAAAUCCAAAUCAUGCAAAUGCUCGAAAGUAUUUAGGGGAGACGUUAGUAGCACUGGGUCGAAGUUACGAGGAUGAAAACAAAAUUACUGAAGCACAGAAGGCUUAUGAAGACUGUUUGGCUAUCAUACCAUUUCAUGAGGAGGCUCAGAAUUCUCUCGAUUUCUUGAAGAGUAAGACUUCUACAACAAAACCCUUGAUUGAGCCAGCCGAGUUGCUGUUGCCUGGUUUAACUGGAGCUAAAUCGUUUGAGAUGAAAGAGACAUUAAAACAGUUGUUAAAUUUGACUGAGAAGAAAGAGAAGAAGAAGAAGAAGAAACGUGGCAAGGGUAAGAAGAAGAGAUCAAGCAGUUCCUCUUCAUCUACGAGUGAAUCAUCGAGCUCCAGUUCUUCGUCUGAGUCAUCUUCGUCGUCAUCCGAUACCAGUGACUCUGAAGGGCCCAACCGUAAGAAGAAACGACGCUCUCAAUCGAACAACAAACGUCAGAGGUCUCUGUCACCGCUGAGCAAGCGCAUGGCGAUGUUAGGUGACGGCGAUUCUACGUCGCGCACGCACAAUUCGCAGUUCAACCACCCCUACGGGUACCAGCCACCACCGCCACCACAGGAGGAGCCUGCGCCGCCGCCGCCGCGCUCGCAGGCCGAUAUUGACUAUGAAUUAAAGGUUCGCAAGUUCCUAGAGAUGACUAAAGAAGACAGUGACUAUGAGGACAAAGUCCGCAAUUUCCUAGAAGAGACGCAACAAUACAAACGCAAUCGCAAGAUGCAGGAGCUAGGCCAGCAGACGCAGCCCGUCGGCGCGGACCAUGAUAAGAAAAAGAAAAAGAAGAAAGACAAGAAAAAGAAGAAGGAAUCAAAACGCAAACGCAAAGAGCAAGAAAGAGAAGAGAAGCGAAAAGCCAAGUUGUCUCGCUCGUCCGCCAACAAUGACUACAAUCUCCGCGAUUUGGAAAACAUCAGUGAUAAGAAACUGAGAGAUGCUAUAAGGAAAGAACUGAAAGGCAAAUCCAAGAGAGAUCUCAGUUCCGAUGGGGAGUAUGAUAGAAAACACGGUGACAAAAGGAUUCUGGACGAAAUGCACGGCCUAGAAGAACUAGAAUCGAAGUUGAGCGCGUACCACAUGAUGGUGGAAAAGGAAGUGGGCAAACGAGAUGGACGAGGUUCAUUGAGCCCCAUCGAUCAAGCGCCGCCGCCACCGCUCGAGAAACCCAAGUGGAAGAUGUCUAUGAGCGCUGUUAAAGACGCAAGGGUAAAGAAGAAGGAGACUCCCGCGCCAAAAGGCUAUAAAGAACGCUAUGCAUUUGAAGACAGCUCUGAUGAUUCACAAGAUCCACCUAAGCCAACUUCGAGUGGCGAUAAGAACGUGUCGGUUCGUCGCGCGAUGGCGAUGAAGGAACCGCCGCCGCUGCCUUCCGCACCGCCACCAAAGUCGCGCGAGCCCGAGCCACCCGGCACCGAAGUCGCACAUGCAGUGCGCAAAGGCAAUAUAGUUCUCGACAAGUUUGGAUCUUUCCGACUGGCACAAGAAGGCGAGACUCCCGUAUCCGUCGGCGAUGGGCGUCCAGAACAGUUCGUGACACGCAUCAAACCACCAAGCCCGUCCGGCCGAAGGCCGCGCUCGCCGCCGUCGCCGAGACGCAGGUCCUCCAAUUCUUCUGAUGAUAGACGUUCGCCGAAACGGUCAAGGAGCAGGUUAGUUGUGUCACGACCUCGCAAGUACCGUUCGCGUUCCGGGUCCCGAUCACGAUCUGCUUCGAGCGCCAGCGGUUCUGUGGCCUCGCGUCGUCGGCGGUCCGCCUCGCCGCGCUCCCGUUCGCGCUCUGAUGCCAGUCGAUCGUACUACUCGCGUAGUCGAUCACGCUCGCGGUCUGGAUCCAGGGAAAGGUUCCGCCGCUUCAACCGGCGUGGCAACUGGCGCGGCCGUGGAGGCUAUGAACGUGGCACUUACUACCGGCCGCGUUUCCACACGUACAACGGCGGCGGCCGGGGACGAGGUCGUGGCGGCGGCGGAGAUUUCCGUAGGGAUGACGGACGCAGAUUCCAGGGCGAAUGGAGGGACAACAGGUCGAGAGGUGGACGACCUUUCAGACCGAGGAGAGGCGGGGGUGGUCGCGGUAGACCAUUCAGAGGUGGCUUCCGUGAUUUCCGCGACAGACGUGGCCGGUACUCCAGGUCACGCAGUCCUGAAAGAACGCGCAGGUCCAGAUCUUUCAGCCCAGAAAGGCGCGAAAAGGACAGAGACAGCUACUCCCGUUACUCUGAAAGGGACAGCCAUCGCAGUGAAGGUGAGUAUGAGGAAGAAAGAUUCGUGGAUAGAAAGGAAUAUGACGGAAAGUGGGCAGACGGGAAUGAGCCGGAACAAAAUAACGUCGAGGAAAAACCCGCCCCGCAAGAGCAAGCGCCUAAAGAGUAGAAUUAAAAGUAAUUCUUGUCGUAAUUUAGGUUAGUUUCAUAGUUUAUGGUUAAGGUGCUGAAUACGGUCUCUAAUACCAGAUUGCAAUGCGGCAUAGUGAUUCCGUGCAAAUCCACUAUAGAUAUGGUAUUGGAAUUGCAUACACUGUGUUUGAUGUAUUGGAGCAUGAAUUGUUUGAUGCGCGUAAAUAAUUAAAUCGGUAUUAUUUAACCAAUUAUGUGCACAAAUAUUUUAUUCUUCACUUGUGUGACCUAUACAGCUGUAAUGUACUCGCAUCAUUCAUGUUUUCGUAAUGUACUCACACGUAGGUAUCUACAUAGUAAUUUCAUUAGGUGUAAAUAUAGGUGUGCCAGCCACAAGAUGUGCUACUUUUUUCACUACAUAUGGUUGUGGUGUACGAAUGUAACUCUCAUUAUUACAUCAGUAAUCGCGUAGUAAGCAAAUUAGGUCUCGAAAAAGCAAUAACCUAAGUUUUAUGUUAGCAUUUAUAAUAAAAUUAGACAACCAUUCCAUAAACUCCAAAUUAAUACCAACAUAAGUCACUAAUUAUAUUUGUUCCUGUAUUUUGUUAGGUGGUUGAAUUUUAAUA